Cajanus cajan (pigeon pea) is the source of this 1776-nucleotide messenger RNA. Its product is annotated as ACT domain-containing protein ACR10. Lineage: Eukaryota; Viridiplantae; Streptophyta; Magnoliopsida; Fabales; Fabaceae. The record is from RefSeq and is a predicted model, not a curated record.
UCUAUAGUCCACAAUUCAGAUAUCACCAUCCUCUCGUUUUCUCAAUAUAUCGUUGAUUCCAAUCCAAGUUGUGGACAAUGAUUCAACACCACCAACCGCCGAAGCAAGACACUUAGUUAAACUCGAAAAACACAAACCUUUGGCUUUGCCUCUCUCCACAGCGACACACCCAAAAACGCUUCACAAACUUAACAAGAACAAGAUUAUGGGUAUACUGUACGACGACGUAGUGAUCAUAAGGGAGCCAGAGAAAGACGGUGACCCAACAGUUAUCACAGUGAACUGCCCUGACAAAACCGGUUUGGGCUGCGAUUUGUGUCGUAUCAUACUCUUCUUUGGUCUCAACAUAGUCAGAGGAGAUGUGUCAACGGAUGGAAAAUGGUGCUACAUAGUUUUCUGGGUGGUUGGGAAACAGAGGACGAGGUGGGGUUUGUUGAAGAAGAGACUAAUUGAGGCAUGCCCUUCUUGUUCUUCAGCUUCUGGAAUCUCCUAUUACCGCUCUGAUUUGCAGCCAUGUAACCCUCCUGAUGUCUUUCUUCUGAACUUUUCUUGUCACGAUCGGAAAGGCCUUUUGCAUGAUGUUACUGAGGUUCUUUGUGAGCUAGAACUUACUAUAAAGAAAGUGAAGGUAUCUACUACACCUGAUGGCAAAGUGAUGGAUCUAUUUUUCAUCACAGAUACUAGGGAACUUCUACAUACAAAGAAGAGAAAGGACGAAACAAUUGAACAGCUAACAGAGAUUUUGGGGGAUGCUAUCAUUUCUAUUGACAUCGAAUUGGUUGGCCCGGAAAUUACUGCUUGUUCCCAGGCAUCUCCAUUCCUUCCAACUGCAAUCACAGAAGAUGUUUUUAAUUUGGAAUUGCCUGAUUUGGCUCGAAGUGGAACUCUCAGAUCAGAUUAUGUUUCAAUUGCGAUGGAUAACUUGCUUAGUCCUGCUCACACCCUUGUCCAAAUUAUGUGCCAGGACCACAAAGGUCUUCUUUUUGACAUCAUGAGAACUCUGAAGGACUACAACAUUAAGAUUUCUUAUGGGCGUUUCACUACAAAACCUAGAGGAAAAUGUGAGAUUGACUUGUUCAUCAUGCAAGCAGAUGGCAAAAAGAUAGUCGACCCCAACAAGCAGAAUUCUUUGUCAUCACGCCUUAGAAUGGAACUACUUCGUCCACUCAGAGUUGCUAUUGUGAGUAGGGGCCCUGAUACCGAGCUUCUGGUUGCAAAUCCUGUGGAGUUAUCUGGCAAAGGCCGACCUCUUGUUUUUCAUGAUAUCACUCUUUCUCUGAAAAUGCUUGGCACUUGCAUCUUUUCGGCUGAAAUUGGGAGACACUUGAUUGGAGAUCGAGAGUGGGAGGUUUAUAAAAUCUUGCUUGGUGAAGGGGAGGGGUUGUCUGUUCCAAGGAACAAGAUUGAAGAGGGAGUUUGGAAAAUGCUGAUGGGAUGGGAAUAAUCCAUGGCUGCUAUCAUCACAUUGUUCCCUUUGCAUGAACCUCUCUUCCUGUGUGUACAGAUAACGUGGUCUAAUAUCAUAUGGUUCAUAACUAUUAGGAGUAAUUGUGAAAUAUGUAGUGUGCAAAUUGUAGUCUUUGUUAGCCACGCUAUACUUUUGAGCUUAUGUAAUUCUAACUUAAUGUAUAUAAAUGAGAAGGCAGUAACUAGUAGAAGAUUAUGGAGAAGGGCGUUUUUCAAAGAGCUUUUUAUUACUGAAAAUGAAAUGAAAUAUUGUAAAGUGAUUAGUAUACCCAAAUCUUAAUAGAAGAUAUGCCAUCAAAGCUUACAAGU